CUUUCAGGACAUUUUCUGGUACCAACCAAAUUAUUCCUUUAAGAGUCGCUGGCCAAUUUUUUACCGUCGAAAUAACUCCAUCAUCGAUGAACACACCCCCUCCCGGGGGAGAGGUGCUGAAUUUUAAAUACCUAGCCAUCACUUCACCAGCUCCUGACUCUGCUGCUGCAUGCUCUUCGGGGGAGACAAUUUCACUGGAUACGGUGACUGGUGGGGAAACAUGUAUCGCCUCCCCUAAUUUCCCGGAAUUUUAUCCAGAAGCAACAACAACAUGUAGAUGGCGUAUCGAAACAAGUGAUACAAUCGAGUACAACGUUAUUUUUUUUCACACGGAGUUCAACAGCGCCUGUCAAUUCGAUUUCGUGAAGAUCACCGUUGCCGGAUCUACAGGAACACCACAAUGCGGUAGACAACUCCAAGGUGUGACCCAGACGGGCCUGGCCAGUCCUGUGGAAGUGGAAUUCACAUUUGAUAACGGCGGAAGCGUUCCCGGGAUUUUCAUGUGUUUCAAAAAAAUCGCUACUUCAACGACAUCGACGACAACAACGACGACAACAACGACAACACCCACAACGACAACAACGACAACAACGACACCAGCACCAAAUGACGACGACGAUGUAAUCGGAGACGUCAUCGUACCACUUGCCUUGUUUGCGGUCUUCGUCAACUUAUUCGGCGCUAUUUUCUUUUAAAUAGGUAGCAGUGUACAGUAAAAUUGCCAAAUUCUGAAAAAUAUGGCACAUGCUUUAGAUAUGUAAACAUUG
Molecule: messenger RNA, 767 nt
Organism: Pecten maximus
Lineage: Eukaryota; Metazoa; Mollusca; Bivalvia; Pectinida; Pectinidae
Product: acetylxylan esterase A-like
Exons: 6
Coding region: 87-695 (202 amino acids)
Source: RefSeq, a predicted model, not a curated record